Molecule: messenger RNA, 1900 nt
Organism: Brassica rapa (field mustard)
Lineage: Eukaryota; Viridiplantae; Streptophyta; Magnoliopsida; Brassicales; Brassicaceae
Product: VQ motif-containing protein 18
Cellular component (GO): nucleus
Source: RefSeq, a predicted model, not a curated record
UAUGGUCAUUUCCAUAACUUUUUGUGUAUAUGUACAUGCUCAGAUAAUCCAAAACAUUUGCAUAUUAUAUCUUCAAACAAUACAAGAAACACAAUCCAAACAAAAACCGAACUUUUGUUUUCUAAAUGGUGAGAAAUUCAAUGAAGGCUGAGUACGAUCUUGAUCAUCUUCCUCAUCAAAGCUUCUAUGGAGAUAAUUCAAGAACUUUGGUUCCUAUGAACAAGAACUCCCAAAUAAUCACCAAGAUCAAGCGUAAGAUCCGUAUCAUCCAUAUAUUUGCACCGGAGAUUAUCAAUACUGAUGUCAAGAACUUCCGUACACUCGUCCAAAGUCUAACCGGAAAACCGGAGAUCACCAAAACGGGUUCUAAGAAAAAGAUAACGAGAACAAAUAUUCCUGCGCCACCGCCUCCACUUCAAGAAUCCAGGUCAGAACAUACGGCAGAGCCGGUCAACAGUUUCAUAGGGAGCCACGUGGUGAAGGAAGAAUGGGGAUCAUGUUCAAACACAAACACUUACUUUGAUUUAGAUGGUUUGAUUGACCUUGACGAAGAGAACAACAUGUUUUCAAGUCGAUGGUUUGAUCUUCAAGAGCAAUAAUAAACUAGUCACACUUUGCCCUAAUAUCUAGGGCUUCAACUAAAACGUCCCUAUUGGUUCUAAUGAUUUAAUUAUUCGUUCUAUUUGGGAUGUAACACGACAUGGUUUAAUGACACAGUGACAUCAUGAUGAACGAGGUUGACGACGAUCAUCAUAUAAGUAGUGGGUAUAUACAUAGUUUGUAUAGAUAUACACUUGUGAUUAUUUUGUGCUCUUUGAAUUAAUUAACUUGGUAGACUGACUUUGCUAAAAACUGGUGUAGCAGUGUAACACGUUGUAUUCACGCGUGCGUGUAUUAAUUCCUUUGAUGUAUUUGUGAUUGACUUUUGCGUGGGAAUGAAUGUGCUGGAAUUGUUUUAUUAAUUCGUGGGAAAAAGAAGAAGAUAAAUAUAUGAUUAUUGGAAUCAAGCAAAGCAAAAAAAGAAGACCUUACACGAUAACUAUAGAAUUCUGGAUGUCAAUAUGUGCUCGAUGGGAAUCUUAACUCCUUCCGGACAAUCCAACCAAACCCAAGGAACUCUUGGUUAAUGAACAACUUGAUCAAAAAGAGAGGUAUUGUCUACAACUGGAUAAAAUUGAGAGUUGGAAAUGGUAUCACCUGUCUGGACAGAUAAUUGAUCAUCAUUUGGCUGCCUCAAGAGUUAUUUCUACAAUGACUCUAACUUCUCUCUUCGGUUAGCGGAGGAUGCAACUCUCUCAUCUAUAUACAGAGAUGGCAACUGGAUUCUUCCUCAUGCUCGGUCGGAGAAACAACUGAAUCUUCAAUCAUAACUAACAACACUUUCUCUGACAGAGAAUGAGGAUUACUAUGAGUGGGGAGUGGAAGUGGACGGUGCAAUAAGCUCUAGAUACUCUACGGGUCAGGUCUGCAGUGCUCUAUAUGGACAAUGUUAAGCUAGAUGAACUUCCAAACUAAAACCAAUUGGUGAUAAGUGGAGUGACACAUCUAUCUUAUAUAUUACUAAAAAUCUCUUCUAACAUCCGAUGUGGGAACUUUGUGUCUAAUAUGCGCUAUCAUACCUGAUGACAAAGAAGCAUGUGAACGAGCCAUGGAAUUCAUGUUUGGAUGGUGAGUGUUUUUCUCAUCAAAAUAUAAAACACACACACGUUCUUGACUCAUGACCGGAUAUGAAAUUUAUGAGAUCAUAAAUAUUUUUAGGUUAAUCUCAAUAAAAUUUUAUUAACAAUUUGGGGACUAUACGACCUUAAUAAAAAAUUUUUUUUUUAAUUUAGGACCAUUGCGAAGGUUUCAUUCGGCUGUAUUGAGAACCAGCAUAUCUUGACUUAAGAAUAUAAACAUA